AUCAAAAAUAAAAUGAAGAGAGAUCUGUUGAGAGUUGUUUCUAUGAUUGUGAUGUAUUUUAAUGCUGCAAUGGCAGGCGUACUGCCUUCGCCUACAUGUGACAUAUCGCCAACAAUGGAAGACAUUAUACAUAUAAGAGAAAUAUUUGACGCAAUGCGCUCUUCAGUUCAACAGCAAGAUAAAUAUAUACAUUUGCAGAUGCUAAAGACAUCUUCAAUGCAGUCCAUUCCUCCAUCAGAACGAUGCUGUUUCCUGAAACACAUUAUCCAUUUUUACGUGAAUAAAGUCUUCAUACACUCUGAUAAAUUGGACACGCUGCACCAUAUCACUGCCAGCAAGAUCACAAAUUUAUUUUGUGCACUCAGAAAUCCAAAACCUUGUCAAUUUAACAUCGAUUGUAGCUGUGGGGACAUCACAAUGCAUGAACUGAAAUCUACCAAAGACAUUUUUGAAAAGUUGGCUCUUAAAAAAGCAAUAAUAAAAGCUUUUGGGGAGCUGGACAUUCUAAUAGACUGGAUGAAAAUGCUGUUUUAGGAAUUCCUUUUUGCCACUAUGAAGAUCGAUCCUGUGGAUAAAAUAUUCUGGAUGAAGAACAGUGAGUGACCAUCCAGAAUCCUGUCAUGCCUUACAGUAGCCCUAUGGCGCUUCCAAACCAACAGUUAUUAUGUUCUAGAGGCCUUUUAGACUGUAAGCUUGUAUGGGCAAGGCCAUCUUUAUUUUAUGUUGUUCUGUUUCAUGUCAUUAUAUGUUAUUUAUUUGAAUACCAAUUUACAGCACUGAGUAGCAUGUUGGUGCUAUAAAUAUGAAUAUAAAUAUACAGUAUAAUAGGUAAUAGUUGCUGCUUUAUGUUGCAUCUCAAGCCAUAUGUAUCUCUGACACCUGAAAUUAGCUUAUUGAACAAAUGCAUCUGCAGACUUUGACAGUAGUAUAUCCAAAUGGUUGCUAUUGGUUACAACAUGUGUUAUUGCAACAUGUUUUUAUAUACGUCCUUCCUUAUAUGCUAGUACAUUAUAGUAUCUAAGUAGAUUAUUUUACUUUUAGUAUGGAAAUACCCUCCAGAUAUGCAGUUGUCUAACACAGUACUUAUGUCCAUCUAUGCAAUGAUGUUUCACAAUUCCUCACUGGGUUUCCUCAUUAUAACUGCUGCCCACGGUUUACUGGCAAUCAUUCAUUUCACAAUGGUCUAAAGGGAGAUAUAUGAUC
Molecule: messenger RNA, 1203 nt
Organism: Pseudophryne corroboree (corroboree frog)
Lineage: Eukaryota; Metazoa; Chordata; Amphibia; Anura; Myobatrachidae
Product: interleukin-20-like
Exons: 5
Coding region: 13-534 (173 amino acids)
Source: RefSeq, a predicted model, not a curated record